Molecule: messenger RNA, 1411 nt
Organism: Lutzomyia longipalpis
Lineage: Eukaryota; Metazoa; Arthropoda; Insecta; Diptera; Psychodidae
Product: lipase 3-like
Exons: 4
Coding region: 27-1304 (425 amino acids)
Biological process (GO): lipid metabolic process
Molecular function (GO): hydrolase activity, acting on ester bonds
Source: RefSeq, a predicted model, not a curated record
UAGUUUUGUGGAAGUGUAAAAGUAAGAUGGGGCGUUUCUUUUUUGUGAUCUUUACAACAUUUGUGAUUUUUGCUGAUAAGACUUUGCUGGUUAUUGGCGAAGAUGUUGUAGACACCGUGGAUGCUGAAUCUCUUACGGAUUCUCUAGUUGAUGGCCAAACUGGAGAUUUGCUUCAUUUUCCCAAUGUGAUUGAAAUGAUUCAGGAGAAUGGUUACCCAGUUGAAAGCCAUGAGGUUCAAACUGAAGAUGGCUACCUCCUAACCAUGCACCGUAUUCCGUAUGGAAAGGCCCCUGGUGCUGGACCUGGACCCAAUAAACCAGCCAUUCUUCUUCAUCAUGGACUUCUUCUUUCCUCCGCAAGCUUCGUUGUGUUGGGACCUGAAAAGUCCCUGGCCUACCUACUUGCAGACAGAGGCUACGAUGUUUGGAUGGGGAAUGCAAGAGGGAAUACCUGGUCUAGGAAACACAUCAAAUGGGAUCCUGAUAAUCCUCUAACUCGUGGACAAUUCUGGAAUUUCAGUUGGCACGAAAUUGGAUUUUAUGAUCUUCCAGCAUUAAUUGAUUACAUUUUUCUAAAAACUGGCCAGACGAAGCUUCACUACGUUGGACACUCUCAAGGAGCCACCGCUGUACUCGUCCUACUCUCCCUAAAACCCCAAUACAACGAUGUUAUGAAAUCAGUGCAUCUUCUAUCUGCUGUUUCCUUCAUGUCUCAUACCCAGAGUCCCCUAUUGAUUGCUCUUUCUCCUACGGCGAAUGUUGUGGAUUUAGCUACAACGGUUGUAGGGAAUUUUGAAUUUGCUCCGAGUGAUCUUUUCUGGCAAUUGGGAGGGAAACUUGCCUGCAUGGAUGCCUCACCAAUUCAGGAAUUAUGUGCUCAAACUAUCUUUCUUAUUGCAGGCUAUGAUUCUGAGCAGUUCAACAGAACCAUUCUUCCAACGAUCUUUGCCAAUACACCUGCAGGAGCUUCCAGCAAACAACUCAUUCACUAUGCACAAGAAGUUAAUUCCGGACGUUUCUGCCAGUACGAUCAUGGACUCAUUGAAAAUCUGAUGAAAUAUAAUUCUAUUUCACCUCCUGAAUAUCCCCUUGACAAGAUCACGACAAAAAUAUCCGUUCAUCACAGUGAUAACGAUUGGAUUGCUGCUCCUGAAGAUGUUAAGAUUUUACUGUCUAAACUACCGAAUGUAGAAGCUUUUCAUGUUUCUUUGGAAAAGUUUACUCAUGUGGACUUUAUUUGGGCAAUUGAUGUUAAAGAAUUACUCUACAAUUUGCUUAUUGAGCAAAUUGUAAAUGCUAAUUAACCCAAGUCAAUGAAAAAUUGUUCUAUGGAUGACUGGAUAAAGGACAUUAUGCACUGUAAGUUCAUAUGUGAAAUAAAUGCAUUAAAUACUUUUGAUGUUACUCAAAA